Aspergillus pseudotamarii is the source of this 1203-nucleotide messenger RNA. RefSeq names its product TIP41 family protein. Bases 44 to 883 code for a protein of 279 amino acids. Gene Ontology annotation, cellular component: cytosol. The transcript has 3 exons. Gene Ontology annotation, biological process: TOR signaling. NCBI's taxonomy places the organism in Eukaryota, Fungi, Ascomycota, Eurotiomycetes, Eurotiales, Aspergillaceae. The record is from RefSeq and is a predicted model, not a curated record.
CUGGAGCCAAGUUCCCGCUAUCUAUUCAUUUGCAAUAUUCAACAUGUCUUCUGGGAGCUCCCGCAUGCCUGCAUUCGCCAUGGGGAAUCCUGCUGCGGUGUCCCACGCUACUGGAAAACCUAACACCAUUUCCGUGCAAGGCUUCAAGAUCACUACAGAAAAGCGGCCGAUACUAAAAGCUGACCCGAUUGAGGACAUGACCAAAAGAUUAGGAAUCGCGCCGCCAGAAAUGAUCUUCGGUGACAACUUUGUCUCGAUUCAACAUGAGAAAAGCCGCUGGGGGAUAACUUUCAACGCGUUUGACGCCUUGGAUCGGGUGGACAAAACUGGCGCAUCGAUGCUCAAAGUCGCUUACUCAAAGGAAUGGCAGAGAAGCAGAGAAAAGACACAUGAAGGCAUCAAGGAGGUUGUGAAGCCCUUUGACUGGUCCUACACCACAGACUAUACGGGCACCGUUCAAGCUGAUGGUCGGUCAUUUAAACCAACGACAAAAUCCAUACCCUUAGAAUUAUUAAAACGGCCGGAUCCCAUACUCUUUUUCGAUGAAGUCAUAUUAUACGAAGACGAACUCGCUGAUAACGGCAUCACUAUGCUAUCCUGCAAAAUUCGCGUUAUGCCAGCCAGGCUGCUUUUAUUAUCGAGAUUCUUCCUACGACUCGAUAAUGUUCUAUUUCGGCUUAGAGACACGAGGAUUUAUAUCGACUUUGAGACCUUGGAGGUGAUCAGAGAGUUCCAGUCUAAAGAAUUAGAUUACGAGACUGUUCGACAGACUCUAGCGGCAACGAGAGAUGAUGUUCCUGCCGUUAUGCGUGAUCCUAAUAGGCUUUCGGAGAUUCUUCCUCUUCGCGAAAAGCGUUUAGAACGGGUCACUCUAGAAGAUUAGAAAAGGCAACCAUAAGAUGGCAGUAAAAUCCUAAAUGUGCUCGACCUUGCACACUUUCACAUCGGGUGCGCUGGAGAGGACGUAACAAGAGCGAAAGGGACUAUGAUCCUAACGCUUUUUGACUAUCUCGGCCAUCGCUGUCUUGCUGUACAACGGCUCUUACCAUGCAAGCCCUUUAUUACAGGAGACUGUGACUGUCAACACCACAUAUCAAUUGUCAGACUCGCUGGUAUCGGAGUUGGGCAAUUAGGUAGUGCGCUUGCUUUGGUUGGCGUCAGCACCCUGGUGGUCCUUUUCAUGAAGGCAUGCGGUUCAAGCUU